UUAAGCGAUCAGCGUCGAUUGUGUGCAUCAGUGCGCGUGCGCCGCUGCUAAGGCGCGCGCCGCUCUUCGAUACAUCCUGACUACGAAUUAUUGCUGUCCUAUUGGGUCCUAGUCCCUAAAAAGUCCCACACUACGUCGUAAGCGCCCGCCUCCCGUGAACCAAAUACUUUCCUGUGACCGCAUGCUACAGACGAAAAUAGUAGUUCCGAUCGUCCUCUCGGCAGUCUCGGUUGUAUUGCUCAUUGGCUCGAAUCUCUCGUCGGCAGAUGUAUUAUGGUAAUAUAAAUUGACCAACCGUAGAGCAAAUUCGGUUAGUUCGUUAAAGUUGAUUAAAGCCAUUUAACCGGGACGGACACGAGGAAACGAACGGCGCGAGCGUUCGUCGAUCCCGAGGGCUCGUCUAAAUGAACUUAAAUUGUUUAAUAUCGCAUUCGAUAAAGAGCUCGUGAAACGGACUGCGAAUCUGAGGUGUGCAGCGCAGUGGUAGCGGCAGCGAGUCCGGCGCGACGGAGCCGAGCGAGGUGGGCGCGGAGGUAGCGGGCCCGCACCCGCCGCCAGCCGACGGCUACAUGUACGUGUGCGGGGACAGCGCCGCCGGCGCCGGGGCGCGCUAUGAGUGCACCUUCGAGCCAGGCGGCGGCAUGGAGCAGCCAACCUUCGAGGAACACAUGUUCGGAGAGUUUGGGAAGGAUCGGCAUGUACAGGUUGUGGUCGGCGCGGUCGGUGAUCUUCAGUAUCGCGAUGAGCUUCCAGUGUUCACCGGAAGCAAUGAACAGAAGCGGAAAGAGGAGCCGUUACUGCUUCAACCGGUGGACAGUGCACCGGCGCCACACCCACCGCCUCCACCGGCACCGGCUACGAAGAAGAGUGAAAAGAAGAAAAGCGACAAUAACGGCAUAAAGAAAAAGAAAACGAGAACUACGUUCACGGCGUAUCAACUUGAGGAACUGGAGCGAGCGUUCGAACGAGCACCUUAUCCUGAUGUGUUCGCGAGGGAGGAGUUGGCUCUCAAACUUAAUUUGUCUGAAUCACGAGUACAGGUAUGGUUUCAAAAUAGAAGAGCUAAAUGGCGGAAACGAGAACCUCCUAGGAAAACAGGAUACAUAGGCUCCAGUUCACCCAGCUCCACUACACUGGGUGGUGGUUUCUCUGGUAUCGGCGGCAACUUGCCUGCGUUCCCGCAAAACGGACUUUCAGCCCCAGCGGAUUCUUGGUCUUAUCAACAUUCGUAUGAAUUGUCAUCACAUCAUUUAUUAUCGUCGAGCAGUAGUGGCUACCCUGGAUUUAACACGCAGCCAGCUGCGUACUCUUACACCACGGUACUAAACGGUCACGAUGGACAGAUGUUCGCACCUAGACAUUCCUUCGAGUAUGGCGAAGGUAGCCCUCCGCCGUUGGGAGUUCGAGAUUACCCUAUGAUGGCAGCGCAUUCACCUCAGAUGGAGGCGCAUGCUCACGAUGACAAGUUGGAGUACCGAGGACACGAGCACCAGGAGAAGUAUGCAGCGUGCGCUAUGCAAGAGGAGCCGCCGCGGUACGCAGCACCGCCCGAUGACUACGACAAGUGCGGCAUGGUGCCACACGAGAAGCACUAUGAGAUGGAGCGGCACUCGGAUCUUUCGCAACCGGUAGUUGUCAAGAUGGAGCCCAGUCCUGGCCAGGCGUAUACUACUCUGCCUCCUUUUUUGAAUUGAAAUACUCUUUUUCGAAAUUAUCAUAGCUGAACAAAGCCAAUAGAUAUGCGUAAUUUCGAAAAGGAGUAUGCAUAGUUGCAUAGCAUAGGUGACGUAUCAAUAUGUAUUUUCAUAACUUUAUUCUUGCAGCUGGGAUUUUAUUUACGAGUAAGCAGGUAAUCUUAUUUUAGAUAAGUGAUAUCACUUAUAGUAACGAGUACCAACGCUAAUAUUACAUACCUAUAACAUGCAUUUUCUAGUAAAUUGCCUACCUAUACAUAUAACUAGAAAAAUGAAUUAGGUUUGUGCUUCUUAUGAGGCCGUAUUCUUUUAUAUAAUGAUGUUUGACUCCAAUUAUAGAGGACCAAUUUGCAAUAAGAGUGUAAAUAGGUAUUUAAUUAUUUUUUUACGUAAUAGCAUUAAGUAAAAUACACAUUAGAGUAGUAAUAUUUGAAAUGAGAUUCUUAGCUUCACGUGCAUUCCUCGUGCCUUAUCUAUUAUAGAAAAUGUGCCUAUUUGUCAAUUUUAUUAGAUUAUAGGUAUAUACAGCUUUUAAUAAGUAUUAUAUAUGUAUGUAGCAUAAGCCUGCGUCGGCAUUUAAAAACAAAUACUCAACAAAGUUGUAGGUAAUUAUUUAUUAUGGUAACUAAAAAGGAAAGAGUUUGUUUUCUAAGGUUAGUAACAGAAUAAAUUUGCCAAAAAGUAAGUAAAUAUAAUAUCUAAUUGUCUACAUUAGAUAUUUUUCAACAAUUUCUUUUGAUGAUUUUUGUCACUGGCUAAUUAAAACUUAGAUGAAAAUGAAUGUUACACGAAACAAAAUAUAUUAUUUUCAUUUUUAAGUGUUAAGGAGUUCAUUUUCUUCUAAGUUUACAAAAUAAACUAGGCAAAAAGCAAGCGAAUACAGGUAUUCGUCUAUAUUAAUAUCUUACAACAAUUUUUACUUCGUCGAUUUUUGUUACUGGCAAGUUAAAUCUUAGAUGAAAAUAGAUAUCACACGAAACAAAUCAAAUUACUAUAAUUUUUAAGUGUUAUAAUAGGUAUAUAAGGAGCUGAUUUAGUUUUAUCAAUAAAUACUUAGAUAAAAUAAUAAUUAUAUAAUAUGUAAGUAGCUAUAAAUGUAAAUAAUUCUUUAUACGUGAAUAAUAUGUGCCAAAUAUUAGAAAGAUUAGUUAACAAUAUACUUGUAAUACAGUGCCAAGAAUGUAAAUGUGUGCUCAGUCAAGUUGUACCGCAUUUUAUAUUAAAGAUUAUCAUAUUUGAAGCCAUAUAAUUUAAAACUAUGUUGAUCUCCAUAAGUUAACCUAUACGAAUUUAAGUAUAAACGAUAAAACCAAAGAAUUUAAUAAAAAACUGUUUAACAUGA
Galleria mellonella (greater wax moth) is the source of this 3036-nucleotide messenger RNA. RefSeq names its product homeobox protein aristaless-like. Bases 570 to 1694 code for a protein of 374 amino acids. Gene Ontology annotation, biological process: regulation of transcription by RNA polymerase II. NCBI's taxonomy places the organism in Eukaryota, Metazoa, Arthropoda, Insecta, Lepidoptera, Pyralidae. The transcript is spliced from 4 exons. Gene Ontology annotation, molecular function: RNA polymerase II transcription regulatory region sequence-specific DNA binding; DNA-binding transcription factor activity, RNA polymerase II-specific. The record is from RefSeq and is a predicted model, not a curated record.